AUGUUGGUCUUCCAUACUCUGGCCUAUCCUCCUCUCUGCUGCAAUGCUGACCAAUACGACUGUCUAGGGCCCGUCGACGCCAGUAUGAUCAAGGCCAGAAUGGGCGGCCAAGUCGUAAUAUUACUGGGCCGUAACCAAUCUGCCUUGACUGAUUUUCUUGCAUCACACAAUAUUUCGGCUGCUCAAAUUAGAGCCGACGCAGAUCGCCGGAGACAACAAGCAGUGGAGAACGGAGAGACGGAGGAGACAACAGAGGCAGGUGAAGUCGAACCGACCGAAGAAAAUGAAGUUUCAGAAACGGUAGAAGUCUCCGUCACUGCUGUUGAGGCAAGCGCUGCUGGGCGGGGAACAAGAAGUCGCAAUGCCGCAGCAGAAAAGAAAGCCAAGGCCUUGGAUAAGAUCAAAGCUAGCAAAGCAUUCAAAAAGCGCAAGAAGAACGCCGAUGAUGACGAAUACGAUGACGAGAUUGCCCAGGCAAUCUUCGAAGAGAGGAGUGCACCGCUUCCUGGGCAGAUGGAGAACUGUGAAAUCUGCGGAAAGCGCUUCACUGUGACUCCUUACUCGGUGGCAGGACCUGACGGAGGCCUUCUGUGUGCUCCCUGCGGGCGCGAGAUUGCCAAAGACCGAGAGGGACAACCCAAAAAGAAGCCUCGAAAACAGACCGGCGGUGUAGGCUCACGACGCACUCUGCAGAGCCGAAUGCUCGAUGGAGACGUGGGUACGAAAAGCUUGGCUACAUUGUGUGUGCAGACGCUGGCAAAGAAUGUUGACUUGGCAGAAAGCUUGGGUGAUUUACCUGAGCAUCUUAUCGACAAGAUUGCCAGGAUUUUCUCCAAGCGGCGUUUAUUGAAGCCGGAUACUCUUCCAUUGUUUACGCAACCUACCACCGAAGUACUGCACAUCUACGAUGGUGCAAAACUUGGUCAUCAAGAUUUCAUCAGCAUCUUUCAAGUUGCUUCGAACCUGAAGAAAUUCAAGGUGCGGUGUGCGGUCCAGUUCAAGGACGAGGUCAUGGAUUAUCUACUAUCGAGAGAUAUCCUCCUGGAGAGCUUCUAUCUUCAUGGUGCCAAUCUACUCAGCGAGGAUAAGUGGCACGAAUUCCUCGCUGCCAAGGGCAAAUCCUUGAAAGAGCUACAAGUUUACUUUACCGAUCGGCACUUCGGAGACGAAACUUUGGGACUCUUGAAAGAAUACUGCCCCAACUUGAGUCGCCUAAAGGUCUGCCACAAUCAAAAGGUCACGGAUGUAGGAGUAAUUGCAAUUGGAAACCUUCCAAGCCUUCGGCAUCUCAGUUUAGAACUCCAGCAGGACAGCUCGGCAGAAGCUCUCAGGACUUGUAUCACACAAGUCGGGAAAGAUCUCAGGACAUUGUCCUUUAAGAUUGUGCCCGAUGCCGAUGAUAGUGUUCUGGAAGCUAUUCAUAAUACUUGUCGAUCAUUGGCCAAGCUUCGUAUCACAGAAAGCGAAACGAUGACAGACAAGGGCUUCGCCAAGCUCUUUGCAGACUGGGAAAAUCCGCCUCUGGACUUCGUGGACUUGCAAAAGUGCCGGCAGCUCGAUGCCGCUCAUCCACGAGCGAACCCCGACGGUAUUGGCCUUUGCAGUGAGGGCUUCAAGGCGCUCAUGAAGCACUCUGGCCACGCCUUGAGAACCCUCAAUGUGCACGCUUGCCGACACAUCUCUCGCGAGGCGUUUGAAGAAGUCUUUGGCGGAACGAAGGAGUAUCCGGAGCUAAGAAGACUAGAGAUCAGCUUCUGCGAAGAAGUCACCGAUUUUAUCCUUGGAAGCAUAUUCCGGACUUGCCCGAAUAUCAAAGAAGUGAAUGUGUUUGGCUGCAUGAAGGUGAAGGACGUCAGAGUGCCACGCGGCGUUAUCUUGGUUGGCGUACCCAACGCCCAGGGGAUGAUAACUGAAGGCACGGACUGA
Messenger RNA from Trichoderma gamsii, 1926 nucleotides. RefSeq lists its product as hypothetical. NCBI's taxonomy places the organism in Eukaryota, Fungi, Ascomycota, Sordariomycetes, Hypocreales, Hypocreaceae. The transcript is spliced from 3 exons. Bases 1 to 1926 code for a protein of 641 amino acids. Gene Ontology annotation, cellular component: SCF ubiquitin ligase complex. Gene Ontology annotation, biological process: SCF-dependent proteasomal ubiquitin-dependent protein catabolic process. The record is from RefSeq and is a predicted model, not a curated record.